GCCGGGUUCGAUUAUUUCCGCCAAGCUCUCAAGUCCCUCCAUUUUGUUGUAUGUUGUGUGUGCUGUUGGCAAGAGAAGUGCAAAAAAAACUGUGUCGUUUAUAAACGAUAUUCUAGCAAUGGACGGUAUGGGAGAUGUUGCAGUUGGUGUGAAGAGAGGAUCAGAUGAGCUGAUGUCAACCAGUGUCUACAACAGUGGAUCUGACAUGAGCAGUAUCAGUGAUGUUACAGCCAAUGGGAGCGACAGUAAAUCCAAUGGGAGCGACAGUAAAAAGCUGAGAGUGGAAGACCGGAUGGAGGCUCCUCCCUCUCGUGUGCUGCACAUCAGAAAACUGCCCAAUGAAACUUCAGAAUCGGAGGUCAUUGCCCUGGGGUUACCUUUCGGGAAGGUCACAAAUAUCCUGACGCUUAAGGGGAAAAACCAGGCUUUCUUGGAGCUGGGGACAGAGGAAGCAGCAAUAACCAUGAUCAACUACUACUCUACUGUAACACCGCAUGUUCGGAACGUCCCCGUAUUCAUCCAGUAUUCCAACCACAAAGCACUCAAAACAGAUAGUGGAAACCAGCGGGCCCAGGCGGUCCUGCAGGCGGUGUCAGCGGUCCAAGGAGGAGGUACUCCUACGUCAGGCUCCAUUGUAGAUCUAACCGCUGCAUCAAGCCCUGUGCUCAGAAUAAUCAUUGACAACAUGUUCUACCCAGUCACUCUGGAUGUGCUGCAGCAGAUCUUCUCAAAGUUUGGCACGGUCAUGAAGAUAAUCACAUUCACCAAGAACAAUCAGUUCCAGGCUCUGCUGCAGUUCAACGACCCACCGACCGCCCAGCAAGCCAAAAUAGCCCUGGAUGGUCAGAACAUCUACAACUCGUGCUGUACGCUCCGCAUCGACUACUCCAAGCUGGUCAACCUGAACGUCAAGUACAACAACGACAAGAGCCGUGACUACACACGGCCAGAGCUCCCUGCAGGGGACGGACAGCCUGCCAUGGACCCCAACAUGGCUGCUGCCUUCCAAGGCAAGGACUCCAACUCUCUGCUCGGUGGCCUGAGCCCGCUGAAUGCUGCAGCAGCGGCUGCUGCUGCUGCGGGGAGGGUAGCUCUGUCUGGUCACUCUGGCUCCAGCGGCGUGCUCCUGGCCUCCAACCUCAACGAAGAGAUGGUUACGCCCCAAAGUCUGUUUACUCUCUUCGGGGUGUAUGGUGAUGCCCAGAGGGUGAAGAUCCUCUACAAUAAGAAAGACAGUGCUCUGAUACAGAUGGCUGAUGCCAACCAAGCCCAGCUAGCUAUGAGUCACCUGAAUGGACAGAAGAUGCAUGGGAAAGCCAUCAGGGUGGCUCUGUCUAAGCACACCUCAGUGCAGCUGCCCAGGGAUGGACUGGAUGACCAGGGCCUCACCAAGGACUUCACUAACUCACCCCUGCACCGCUUCAAGAAGCCUGGCUCCAAGAACUUUCAGAAUAUUUUCCCUCCCACCACCACUCUUCACCUCUCCAACAUCCCAACGGACGUAACCGAGGAAGACCUCCGACUGCUGUUCUCCAACGCCGGGGGAACUGUGAACGCAUUCAAGUUCUUCCAGGAUCACAAAAUGGCAUUGCUCCAGAUGUCGACGGUGGAAGAGGCCAUCCAGGGUCUGAUUGACCUCCACAACUACAACAUGGGCGACAACCAUCACCUGAGAGUCUCCUUCUCCAAAUCCACCAUCUAAACUUGCAUAAUGAUCCUCCACAACAUCCAUCGCUUUCUAUUUUUCCCUAGCAGAUUUUGGCUGGCAUUUGUUAACCCUGUUGACUCGUUCCAGACUCUGGGGACCACAUUUUGACCUUAUUGUUUUUCUUUUCAUUGUUUCUUUCUAAGUGUUAUUAGUCAUUCCUUCAGAGAGAACCAGAAACUCAAAAUCGGGGAAAGAAAUUGUACUUAUGUUUUGAGGACAUUUUAACCCCUUCACCUGAUUCCGACCCCUGUGUUAGUCCCAUAUCCCCUGAUCCUGACCCCUGUGUUAAUCCCAUACCCCCUGAUUCUGACCCCUGUAUUAAUCCCAUAACCCCUGAUCCUGACCCCUGUGUUAAUCCCAUAACCCCUGAUCCUGACUCCUGUGUUAAUCCCAUAACCCCUGAUCCUGACUCCUGUGUUAAUCCCAUACCCCCUGAUCCUGACCCCUGUGUUAAUCCCAUAACCCCUGAUCCUGACCCCUGUGUUAAUCCCAUAACCCCUGAUCCUGACCCCUGUGUUAAUCCCAUACCCCCUGAUCCUGACCCCUGUGUUAACCCCAUAACCCCUGAUCCUGACCCCUGUGUUAAUCCCAUAACCCAUUUGUAUGAUCAGCAAACUAUUUGCCUUUUCUACCUUCUCAUUAUGAAGGGUGGAUGAGUGGACAUGGGCGCCUCUUUUGACUAUGAUUAGUUCUACAAGAUAUGUGCCUUACCAGACUAUCAACUCUUUUUACAUCCAAAUAUUGACAUUGAAUCCCUGUCUGAUUUUGAGGCACAUUAAUUUUGAUGUGAAAUUUAACAUGAUUUGUUUCUUCUUCUCCCGUGUCACUGUGGAGUUUGUAAGUUUCUGCCACCCAAGUUUUGCCUUUUUCAGUUGCUGUUCAAUUUGUGGAGUCUUCUUUCGUUAAAUUCACUGUGGUUGUUGUGGAGUGGGGAACAAUAUGAGAUUGAAGUUGAAUCAGUCUUUUAUUUUUUUUGUGUAAUUUCUUAGCUAAUUUAGACCAUGUUGCUUGAAGGUUUCUUGUAGACGAACAACCAACAAUACCGAUUUAACCCUAGUUAUUUUUCCCAUUUUUAGUUUAAACAUUUACUAAAAUAGUCUUAAUGUUGCUAUUCUUUAUAGGUUUUUACUUUCCUUUGUUUUUCAUCACAUUCAUGUACAUGGGUAGGAGGUAAGUGGUUUUCUAAGCUCUUUCUAGUUCUUGGAAUAAAACAUACAUUUGUAAUACUUUACUAAUUAGAACUGCACUUAACUGUCACAAUAUUGUCAUACACACGACAAAAGCAAAUAUCAUGACAAUAUUAUGACUGUUUUUGUGACAAAUAAAAUUUUACCAAAAAUCUGCUGUUGGAAGAGGUUAGUGAAAUAACCUGUUAUGACGUCAACGUGUUGCUGUUAAGAGGGACAACCCUGGUUGGGACCAAAGUUUGUGCCUUUUAGUCUUUAAUUUACAGUUGUAUCACAAAGGAAAUUAAUCAACAUUUGAAUGAACCUCUCUGAUAUAUUUUGUGUAUCUGGGAGGAGAAAAAAAAUCGUUAAUUUAAGGUACAGGACCUGAUUCAUUAUCAACGACAUUAAUUCCUUCUACAGUUAUUUUAAGCAGACCUAUAUAUAAUACCCACUCUUGUUUUAAGAAUCCCACAACCUCAACUUGCUGGAUAAACGUGUCUAGAAAUGUAUGUUUUCAAGAGGGGAAAAAGUCGUGUAUAUUUUCUAUUUUAUUUACAUUUUUACAUCUCUGGAAAUGUAAGAUUCAGAUAUAGUUUGGAAGCGGCACAAUUAAAAUAAUUUUCUAACAAAGUCGGGAGAUUUGGUCGGACUUGUUUCAAAUGUUUCUCUUCUCUCGUGUGUGUGUUCUGCUUUUCCUCUGUAGCAUGUUCAAUAAACUUCUGUAGCUCUGUAUCCA
This is a messenger RNA of Salmo salar (Atlantic salmon), 3613 nucleotides long. RefSeq names its product polypyrimidine tract-binding protein 2. Gene Ontology annotation, molecular function: RNA binding. Lineage: Eukaryota; Metazoa; Chordata; Actinopteri; Salmoniformes; Salmonidae. Gene Ontology annotation, biological process: mRNA processing. The record is from RefSeq and is a predicted model, not a curated record. Gene Ontology annotation, cellular component: nucleus.